Molecule: messenger RNA, 597 nt
Organism: Hibiscus syriacus
Lineage: Eukaryota; Viridiplantae; Streptophyta; Magnoliopsida; Malvales; Malvaceae
Product: auxin-responsive protein SAUR32-like
Exons: 2
Coding region: 185-433 (82 amino acids)
Biological process (GO): response to auxin
Source: RefSeq, a predicted model, not a curated record
GGUUGGUAUAUGAGUUUUCAUGUUGGUGUGGAUUAUUUGUCGACCAUGACCAUCGUCUUCCCCGAGUCUCUCAUCUUCUUCAACCUAAUCGACCCUUGGCCUUGUUCUUCUUCCCUCUUAUAAUUAGGGUUUCUUUGCUUUUCUAGUGUUUUUCCUUUUUCUUGUUCUUUUUUGUGGAAUAAAGAUGGGGAGUGGAGACAGAAGCUUUAGGAACUUUCAUUUACACAUACCUCACCUUCAUCAUCAUCAUCAUCAUGGGAAGAAGCAGUUCAGCGAUGUGCCGAAAGGGUGUCUGGCGGUCAACGUCGGAUCGGAAGGCGAGGAGCAGCAGAGAUUCGUGGUGCCGGUCAUGUACUUCAACCAUCCCUUGUUCAUGCAGCUGUUGAAAGAGGCGGAGGAAGAGUACGGGUUCGAUCAGAAGGAACCUUCUUAGAUGUGGUUGGUUGAAGAGGGAUGGAUCCAUGGUGAUAAAAGGACGAUGCCAUGAUGACGACAAUCGUUGCUUACAAAUAAUAUCGGCUAACUUUUAGUUCUUUGUUAGGAAUUCCGUAAAGGAAAAGUAAGAAAGUAAAUGCCUCUUUCCUUUAUUUAUUCUCU